AUGAGGAAAGUGCUUAAGAAAGUGGGUACAACUUUCUGUAAUGAUACUGAAUUUUUGAAAGAACUUUGUGAUGUUGUUUGGGACAGGGAAAUUGAACCUAAUGAGUUUGUUGAUGGUUGGAAUACUGUGAUGGAAAAAUAUGAUUUGGUAGCUUAUGAAUGGUUUUCUUAUAUGUUCAAGAUCAAGCAUCUCUGGAUCCCAGCCUAUUUUAGGGAUUUAUUUAUGGGUGAAUGCGAGGCUGCUUGUUUUUCUUAUGGUGUUGAAAGCUGUAAUUCUACUUAUGGUGAUGGAGUUGAGUUUUCCAUUGUUGUAGACAAUGAAUGUCAAAGGAAUUUUGAUGUUACAUUUGAUUUAUCUACACUAGAGUGUACUUGUACUUGCAAGAUGUUUAAGAGUCAGGGUGUUCUGUGCGGACAUAUAUUAUUCAUUAUGAAAGGUAAAUCAAUAUCUGAAAUCCUUGAACAUUAUGUUUUGAAUCGUUGGAGAAAAGAUGUUAAGAAGAAACCUACAUCAGUGGAUGAGGCUUCUAACUUUGACAAAAAUAAGCAACUAAUCACUGAUGUGUGGUUAAAAAUGUUCUCCUGUGUGUAUGUUUCAAAGAAGGCAAAGAAGCUGAUUCAGCUCUUUGUUAGAUCUAAUGUUGUUGAUGUAGAUAUCUUGACUCCGAAUCAAUGCCUCAACAAAAGGUCUGCUAGAAGUUCUAAACACUUGAAGAGUGCCAAAGAUGUAGCUGCUGAAGAAGAAAGCAAAAAAAUAAGGACUUGCAGAGCUUGUGGGCUAUAA
Molecule: messenger RNA, 783 nt
Organism: Chenopodium quinoa (quinoa)
Lineage: Eukaryota; Viridiplantae; Streptophyta; Magnoliopsida; Caryophyllales; Amaranthaceae
Product: protein FAR1-RELATED SEQUENCE 1-like
Exons: 3
Coding region: 1-783 (260 amino acids)
Biological process (GO): regulation of DNA-templated transcription
Molecular function (GO): zinc ion binding
Source: RefSeq, a predicted model, not a curated record